UGGUACACAUAGCUGUGCUGCUGAAGCUAACUGCUCCAACACCCAGGGUUCCUUCAUGUGUAUGUGUAACCCUGGAUUCACCGGCACUGGCAUGGCCUGUCAGGACCUUGAUGAGUGUUCUCUUGGUACACAUAGCUGUGCUGCUGAAGCUAACUGCUCCAACACCCAGGGUUCCUUCAUGUGUAUGUGCAACCCUGGAUUCACCGGCACUGGCAUGGUCUGUCAGGACCUUGAUGAGUGUUCUCUUGGUACACAUAGCUGUGCUGCUGAAGCUAACUGCUCCAACACCCAGGGUUCCUUCAUGUGUAUGUGUAACCCUGGAUUCACCGGCACUGGCAUGGUCUGUCAGGACCUUGAUGAGUGUUCUCUUGGUACACAUAGCUGUGCUGCUGAAGCUAACUGCUCCAACACCCAGGGUUCCUUCAUGUGUAUGUGUAACCCUGGAUUCACCGGCACUGGCAUGGCCUGUCAGGACCUUGAUGAGUGUUCUCUUGGUGUAGAUAGCUGUGCUGCUGAAGCUAACUGCUCCAACACCCAGGGUUCCUUCAUAUGUAUAUGCAACCCUGGAUUCACCGGCACUGGCAUGGUCUGUCAGGACCUUGAUGAGUGUUCUCUUGGUACACAUAGCUGUGCUGCUGAAGCUAACUGCUCCAACACCCAGGGUUCCUUCAUGUGUAUGUGUAACCCUGGAUUCACCGGCACUGGCAUGGCCUGUCAGGACCUUGAUGAGUGUUCUCUUGGUGUAGAUAGCUGUGCUGCUGAAGCUAACUGCUCCAACACCCAGGGUUCCUUCAUAUGUAUAUGCAACCCUGGAUUCACCGGCACUGGCAUGGUCUGUCAGGACCUUGAUGAGUGUUCUCUUGGUACACAUAGCUGUGCUGCUGAAGCUAACUGCUCCAACACCAAGGGUUCCUUCAUGUGUAUGUGUAACCCUGGAUUCACCGGCACUGGCAUGGUCUGUCAGGACCUUGAUGAGUGUUCUCUUGGUACACAUAGCUGUGCUGCUGAAGCUAACUGCUCCAACACCAAGGGUUCCUUCAUGUGUAUGUGUAACGCUGGAUUCACCGGCACUGGCAUGGCCUGUCAGGACCUUGAUGAGUGUUCUCUUGGUACACAUAGCUGUGCUGCUGAAGCUAACUGCUCCAACACCCAGGGUUCCUUCAUGUGUAUGUGUAACCCUGGAUUCACCGGCACUGGCAUGGUCUGUCAGAUGAUAGCGGCGUGGCUUUACUUGCCGGCAACGCUAGGGCCUUUCAGCCGGUCGUCCAUUGCAAGACGGGACGUAUUGCAUCCUUCCUACGAGGACGCAGUUGGACACUGCGCCACCAUUGGCUAUUACCUUGGUAGUGAAGAGAACAUUCGGGAUUGGCAUGACAAUCUUCGGAGCGACUUCAUAACUAUCGCACGCGAUAACGCAGGCCCGUAUUACACUGCCAGCUCAGCAGCCAACCCGAGAGUUGUCAGCAUCUUUUCAUCAGGCUCAGUAAAAUUUAGCAAUACCGAUAACAGUCCGGGGAGGCCUUACCGGUCGCUCUGUUUCGUGUUAUGUAAUAACGGAUUCAUGGACACCUCAGUACCCAGUGCGCCUGUAUGCAGGUGUCUACCAGGCUGGGUUGGCAAGCGAUGUGAAAAACGUGCUGUAGAUGGUUUUGCCAGUACAAUUUCGUGGGUUGUGCCCAACACCGGGCGGUGUAAACCUACGUACACCGCCCCACUGCAAUGUGCCCAGAGCGGCCGCUACCAGUGGCAACCUGCCCAGGGCUCGUGCGACCAGUGGUAUAGUAGCAUUGCGACACAGCUACCCCUGCACAGCCCGGCUGCAUCAGCCUUCCAUCGCUUGGUCAGCGAGCUAACCGUGGCCGGCUUUCACCAUCGUAUGUCCGUCUGGCUCAACAACACUGGUGUUGGGUCCCUGUACAGCCUGAGCAGAGAGGCCCUCAGCGCUCCACAUAUCAACACUUCUGUCACCGGUGACCCAGUCGGAGAUAUAAUCUGCCAAGCUGAUUGGACACACACAAAGGUCAUGUACAUGCAGUGGCAUGCGCGUGUGGCAGUCAAGGCAGCACCACCCGUAACCGCCGCUGACCUGUGGAUGAUCCCGGUGUUCUGUUCGGCCAUGAAUAUGUCAAUGCCGCAAUACGACUCCCGCUUCCAAUCGGGACUGUUCUAUAACGCCAUGCGUCAGCUCGGCUUCGCAGGCCCGGAGUUUAACAUACCGGUGCAGUCCCUAACGUACGGCAGCAGCUUCUACAUAGCAAGGAUUUUGUCGCCAUCUCAUUCGCUGAUCAAUUUAACUCCUGGCAAAUUACAACCGACGUACAGUCCAGUAUGCAUCAAGUUGUGCUCGGCACGUGAAUCCUUGAGCGACUUCAAUGAAUGCCUGCCAUAACAGGCACCUCCGUACAAAAAGGGAAAUGGUAGAUGUCGCAGUGCUUGCAACAACAGACAACGUCGCCGACCAACGGAGUACAACCACAGGAGAGGCCAACACUAUUCCCGUCAAUUCCGUUUCUGCCCGUGUGUUUGAAAAUGCCGUGAUGUCUGCCUCCCUAAACCUCAGCCCCACUGCCCCGAUUCGGGUUGUGCGUGCUUCCCCUAGCUGCAUCUUGUGUUUGCCAGUUAAGUGUUCUUGUCGUUGAGCGAAGCUAUUUCAGCCUGUGGGGACUGCAAGAAAGCAUCUUCAAGUUACAUCUCAUGCGACAUCUUGCUCGACUAAGAUAACAGGCUGUGUACAAUAAUAAUAAUAAUAAUAAUAAUAAUAAUUCUCGUCUACGUUCCAAAGGGAACUCACGGCAAUGGAGUGACAAAAAGCACCGCGGCAGAGAGAGAAAAGAGAAGAUAUAAUAUUUGACGAACACAAUCACGGUGUAGAUUUCACAUGACUUCCAAUACACCACAUCAGCAAAGCUCUUUCUUAGAAAAAUAAAAGAUUAAAAAAUAAAAUAAGAUAAAUGAAAUGAAAUCAGUGAUCAUCACAGUCAGUCAAGUGUGUCCACACCAAAAUCACAGCCGGUCAUGUGUGUUCACAUCACCGCAGAGCAAAUGUUACUCCACUUCUGCCGGGCAACUGCGCAACUUCUUAGAGUUUCGAGGUGCCCGCUCGUCUUCAAUGCGACGGCUGUGAACUUGACGUCUUGCUGGAGGGUGGCGACUAAACAGGACCCUGGAGCUCCCCUCCUGUGCCUCACAGCGUCCUCCGUUGAUGCGUAUGCAAUCAUGUGUACAAUGUAAAUAUUAAAUACAGUGUUGUUUCACAGUACCACAGUGGAGAAACAACACUGUCUAGUUGCAACACUGUCUAGUUGCAACACUGUCUAGUUGCAACACUGGGCUUCAACAUAACAAGCUGUAUACAAUGUACAUAAUUAUAAUGAUAGGUUUCUCAGCACCCCCCCCCCCCCCCUACAGUGGUAGUUUGCAAUACACCGUGCAACAGGCUGCUUGCACUCCCAUUUUGCCUAGUAAUGCUGAUAUGCAUGGUGUGAGAUUCCUACUUGAAGUAUGUAUAAUAAUAUGCUGUAUCCUGGCUGGUAGUUUGCACUACACCGCGGUACCGUGCAACAGGCUGCUUGCACUUACAGUGAUUAUGUCUGGUAGUAAUGCUGCAUUGCUGGUGUGCAUGGUCUGAGAUGCCCUGCUGCAUAUGUAUAAGUAGUCGUAGUUUGCAAUGCAUGAUGCCACAGACUGCUUGCAUUCCCAUUAAUACUAGCAUUAUGUCUAGCAAGACUGGUAUGGCUACUUCCGAAGAAGUUGAGAGCUUGGGAUACCUGGAUCUAAGGUCUGUAGGUAAGAUGCACUCGCAACCAUGCGCUAGCUGUGUAGUAUUCCACACGCAUGGAAAUAGUCAUGGUAUUGAACCGAAGUGUACAGUCAUUUUGCCCACCCCACUGCCAGGAACGCUGCUGCUGUCCCUUUGGCGUAACAAGUUUAAUCACUAAUCUGGCUUUCACUCACACACGCUCUCACCCACUCUCAUACAUUCACUCACCUCCAACACACCAGUUGCCCUCUUUCUUUCUCCCCGUCUUUCUCUCUAUAUUUUUUUUCUCUUUUCUCAUAUCCCUCUCUCUCUCAGACUCUCAUUCUCACUCUCCCACUCACAAUCUCUCAACAGUGUGCGUUGGGCGACUUGAUCACGACACUACUCUGCAAAGGAGCACACUUGACCUUGACAGACUGCAUGGCUUUUUUAUCACCUACACGCCCAUUUUAGUGCUCUUUGUUGUUGGUAAGGGUUUCCUCCUUUCUAUCUACUUGUAGGUGUGUGCACAAUCAUAAAAAUGGGAAUAUUUGCGGUUUUGUUGC
Molecule: messenger RNA, 4305 nt
Organism: Sycon ciliatum
Lineage: Eukaryota; Metazoa; Porifera; Calcarea; Leucosolenida; Sycettidae
Product: fibrillin-3-like
Exons: 16
Coding region: 56-2389 (777 amino acids)
Molecular function (GO): calcium ion binding
Source: RefSeq, a predicted model, not a curated record